AUGGAAGACACGAGCUCGAAGCCAGCUACCACAGAAGGCUCCGGCAACACCGCCCCGGCCACUCCGACCCUACGGUCCCAAAUCCCGCACCCAGAACUGACGCUUCCGUCCCCGGGACUCAGCUACGACUUCCGCAUGUCCGUCGAGCUGAAUCCCAAGGUCGCCGUGGGGGUAGUCCCCUCCGGCGGCAUGAGGAACUGGAUCUCGUUCUCCGGCGGGUCGUGGGCGGCGACGUGGGGUUCUGGCACCGUACUGCCUGGUGGGCAGGACUCGCAGCUCGUGGACCCGGAGACCUACGUCGUGAGCAUGGAGACGAUGUACCUGCUCAAGACGGACGACGAGGAGCCCGCGUUCAUCGAGAUACGCACGCGUGGGUUCAGGACUGGACCGAGAGAAGUCCUGGAGGCUCUGCAGGACCCGGAGAAGGCGAAUUCGGUCGAUCCUUCCACGUAUCAGUUCCGGCUCUAUGCCUCGAUGGAGACGGGUGACGAACGAUAUGUCGGAAAGGUGAACCAUGGCAUGUGGGUGGGCAGUGGGAUGCGGAAGGGGGCUGAGGUCAUAUUUGAUGCGUAUCGGAUAACUUAG
Molecule: messenger RNA, 585 nt
Organism: Anthostomella pinea
Lineage: Eukaryota; Fungi; Ascomycota; Sordariomycetes; Xylariales; Xylariaceae
Source: the annotation of a GenBank genome assembly